AUGGCUUCCGUUAAGCGUUUCUCCCCUAUUGCCUACGCAGGCGAUGUCUUGGAGGCCAUCAAGGGCGAUGGAGCUGUUAUCAUCGAAGGCGCAGCCAGCGUCCAGACAGUCGACAAGACCCUGUCCGAACUUGGCACCAUCUCUGACAGCCGGGUCUAUGGUCUCGCCGGCAAGAGUUCAACUUUCACCACCGAGAUGCUGAUGAAUCCUUUGUACAUCGAACUCACCAAACGCCUCCUUACUGAUACCUGUGUCAUCUACUACGAAAAGGAGAGAACGGUCUCCACUGCCGAGCCGCAGGUCUCGAUGACUACAGCUCUGACUGCGCAACCCGGCUUUCCGGGAUGGGGUCUCCGCCGCCAAGAUGAGUGCCACCACACCAAGCAUCCCGCAAAGCGCGAGACGGACUUUGGCAUCGCGUUUGCCGCUACGGAUAUUACGAAGGAAAACGGAGCUAUCAGAGUGGUUUUGGGGUCCAACAGAUGGAACGACAUUCGCGACCCUACGGACGAUGACGAGACGCUCGUAGAGCUUCGCAAGGGUGAUGCUCUUCUCUGCUUGGGGUCCGUUUACUAUGGUGUGGCCUCGAACACUUCCUCAGCCCCGAGUGUUCUUCUUAGCGCCUUCUCCACUCCGGGCUGGUGCCGCCAGGAGGAGAACCAGUACUUAGCCAUUCCACUUGAAGUUCUUGAGACGUUUCCAGAAAGCAUCCAGAGAUUCCUCGGUUGGUACGUCAGCAGGCCCUAUGGAGGAGCGGUUGAGCACAUGGAGCCCUUGGACUUCCUCAAGGCGAAGGGAGACUGGUCGAAACUGACCCAAAGCGCUUUCGUCCUAAUAAGUGGCCGACUUGGGGCCAUUUAUGGCCACCAGAACAUGCUAUUUCUCGGCGGUGGAAUCAUCGUCGUCUUUUCCCUAGGAAACGCCUUUUGCAAGACUUACGAGUCAUUUGUGGCUAUGAGGGCCAUGACCGGAAUCGGCGGUGGUAUCAUCAUGCCGAACGCGGUCGCAGUCCUCACGAUCAUGAUUCCGCCGGGACAGAGCCGAAACGUCACGCUUGCCGCUUUUGCAGCUUCACCACCAUGCGGCGCACUCGUUGGAGCUCUGUUAGCAGGUGUGUUUCUAGAGUACACCGAAUGGAAGUGGUUUUUCAUAGUGAUGAUCACUCUGACAAAGGACAGCGCUAUCUUGGGAACUGUUAUGUUUGGAUCCCUGUUUCUUGUGCUUCCACAUGACGAGCCUGUGGAUGAAGGGGGCAGUAUCGACUAUUUGGGUAUCGUACUCGGUCUUGGUGGCCUGCUGCUGUUCAACUUCGCUUGGAACCAGUCACCAUCCAUUGGAUGGGAUUCUCCGUCCGUCAUCUCCACCCUCAUCGUGUCCCUGCUCCUAUUCACAGCUUUCAUGGUUUGGGAAAGCAAGUUUGCCAAGGAUCCCAUCAUGCCCCUGACAGUCUUCGCCGCCCCAACAUUUACGGCCCUAAUCUUCGUGGCAUUGCUCACAUACAUGUCCGUUGGCAUCAGCCUGUGGUACAUGGUCGCCUGGCAACAACUCCUACGAAACUGGACGGUCCUUCAUGUUGCCAUAGGAUGGAUCCCCUACGCUGUAGGCGCCUCAAUGUCAGUUGGACUGGCGGCGUGGUUGAUCCCCCGCAUCGAAGCGCAGAGUAUCAUGGCAAUCGGAAUCUUGGCUUCCAUCGUGUCAUGCUUGCUGCUGGCAACAAUGCCGGAGCAGCAAAUAUACUGGGCACAGACCUUUCCCUCCAUCUUCAUCGGAUCUCUCUGCCCUGAUUUCGUUUAUGUGGCUGCGCAGAUCAUAGCCAGUAACAGCGUUGGAAAGCGAGAGCAAGGCGUUGCUGGAAGCUUGAUCGGUACGCUAAACCUUUAUGGAAACAGUCUAGGCCUUGGCUUUGCUGGAACCAUUGAGUCGCAACUUAUCAAGAAUGGCGCAAGUCACGUCACGAGCUUUCGCGCCGCCUUGUACUUUGCUAUGGCCCUGUCUGCGGCGGCAUUGUUAUUGGACUUUGGCUUUGUGAGGAUGCCCAAAGAUGAUCGGAAGGGGUGGGAACAGGACAACUCGCGGAGAGACGAAGACUUGCGAGACCCAUGA
Colletotrichum aenigma is the source of this 2103-nucleotide messenger RNA. Its product is annotated as putative MFS-type transporter. The record is from RefSeq and is a predicted model, not a curated record. Gene Ontology annotation, cellular component: membrane. The transcript has 5 exons. Bases 1 to 2103 code for a protein of 700 amino acids. Gene Ontology annotation, biological process: transmembrane transport. Gene Ontology annotation, molecular function: transmembrane transporter activity. Lineage: Eukaryota; Fungi; Ascomycota; Sordariomycetes; Glomerellales; Glomerellaceae.